Molecule: messenger RNA, 186 nt
Organism: Penicillium bovifimosum
Lineage: Eukaryota; Fungi; Ascomycota; Eurotiomycetes; Eurotiales; Aspergillaceae
Exons: 1
Coding region: 1-186 (61 amino acids)
Source: RefSeq, a predicted model, not a curated record
AUGACUUCGUCGGUGGGCCCCGAACAGGAUCUUGCCGCGUACCGCGAGAUCGAAGGAAAUAACGAGCGCCUGAUGCUUGGGAAUUCAAACUUAUGGUCCCAAGAGUCGGACAUAAGUGAGCUAUCUAGCCAGGCUGUGGGUACCAUGCGACCAACUGAGAAUGGAUCGCGACGAAGCAGUCCGUGA